AUGAGGGUUUCUACUACAGAGGAGGAACUGGACAACGAUGGUCGUUUGGGAGGAACUCUAGUCACGGCUGGAAAAACAGUUAUCGCCACCAGACGAUGCAGAAUUCUUGGUCAUGGAAGACUCUGGGGAAUACAAAGUUUUGGAACAGAGCAGGAGAAGACAAGCCCAAAACUCCACAGAUGCAAAAAGCAAGUUAUUUCCAGGGCUAUCGAGAUUUUGACUCUAGUCCAAAAGUGGACUUCAGAAUGGUGCAGGAGAAGUUUUGGCGACCGAAACUCUCCACAGAAGCAGCUAAGGCGGAGGUGGCGCUCGGGCCGAGCGGAGGUGGCGCUCAGGUCGGGCGGAGGUGUUGCAAAAGCGGAGCGGCGCUCGGGCUGGGCAGAGGUGGCGCAGCCCGGUGGAAGCGGCGCUGCUCAGGCGGUGGUGGCUUGCCGGCGGGGUGGGAGCGACGAUCGGAGCGCCGGGAGCGGCGCCGGAGAGACAGCCGGCGGGAGAGCACGGAGCCGGAGCCGGAGGAAAGUCGCCGGAGCCAGAGCGGGGCGGGAGCCGGAGGAAAUGCAGCGGCCGGCGGGGACUGGAGACGGAGCCGGCGGCGGCCGAAGAAACAGCGGCGGCGGCCGAAGAAACAGCAGCGGUGGCCGGAGGCCGAAGGCCGGACUGACAGGUGUAAAAGAUAGUGGAGGGGAUCUAUCAGGGUCAGAAUAUGAUUUCGAGUCAUCAGGCUCCCAGGAUGGAGAUGAUGAAUUGGGCCUUUCAGCCCUAGCUGAAACUCAUGAAAAGCGAUCCUUGGAGAUGACCCUAUCUCUUCAAUCAAAAGCCAGAGUGGGAGAGAAAAAGAAAAGAGGUGCAAAAUCUAACAAGGCUAAAUUGGAAAUGGCAGGAAAUGCUACAGGCCAAAGAAAAUUGAGAUCGGGAAGAGGCUAUGCCUUUUCCCAGGGGCAAUGA
This is a messenger RNA of Cryptomeria japonica (Japanese cedar), 945 nucleotides long. RefSeq names its product tapetal oleosin GRP-17-like. Lineage: Eukaryota; Viridiplantae; Streptophyta; Pinopsida; Cupressales; Cupressaceae. Bases 1 to 945 code for a protein of 314 amino acids. The transcript is spliced from 3 exons. The record is from RefSeq and is a predicted model, not a curated record.